CUCAAUCAGCCCUAUUUUCUAAGCUUUCCACUGAACCAACGCCGUUCGAUCUGCCGCGAGAAAUUCCUUCUCCAUCGUCUUCGUCGCUGUGCUGUUGCCGCUUUAUCAUCUCUAAGGUAAAGCGCUGUUUAGUGCUGUUUGCAUCUGCUGGGGUUACGAGUUCUGUUUGUGGUAGUUGAUUACUUGGGGAUAAAGCUUUUGUGCAUACAAUUUUACGCAGUUACAAGUUCAGGACAUGUUCAAUGCUUGCUUCCACAAUCUAUAGGCCAUUGAGUUUUGAAGCAGUAAUAGCGAGAAGAUCCUCAAGUUUUAUACUGAAAAUUUCUUCUAAGGCUUUUAUCCGGAAUAUCCAAAUGGGAACGAAUCAGAACUCUAUACUACAAGGUUGCAACAGUAACUCUAGAGGAGCUUUGGUGGUUCUUGAAGGUUUAGACCGGUGUGGGAAGACUACACAGUCCAGUAGAUUAGUCCAGUACUUAGAAGGACUUGGGCAUUCUGCCGAACUCUGGCGGUUUCCUGACAGAACUACAAGUGUUGGACAGAUGAUAUCUUCUUAUCUUUCAAACAAAUCACAGCUGGAUGACCACACGAUACAUCUUCUUUUCAGUGCUAACCGAUGGGAAAAAAGAUCAUUAAUGGAAACUAAAUUGAAGAGUGGAACCACUCUUAUUGUCGAUCGGUAUUCAUAUUCAGGGGUGGCCUUUUCAUCUGCAAAAGGACUUGGCAUUGAAUGGUGUAAGGCGCCGGAGGUUGGCUUGCUAGCUCCAGAUCUAGUUCUGUACCUAAACAUAUCUCCAGAGAAAGCAUCAGAAAGAGGAGGAUAUGGAUGUGAGAGAUAUGAGCAGCUUGAGUUCCAGAGCAAAGUUGACCAAUACUAUCAAGUUCUGCAUGAUUCUUCUUGGAAGGUUAUUGAUGCUUGCCAACCCAUGGAAGAUAUUGAGAAACAACUACAAGAGAUGGUUCUGGAAUGUGUCAAGAAAUGCCACAAUGGGGAACCGAUUUCCCAGCUUUGGUUAAGUUGAUGCAUUUCUGAAGCUUCAAGUUUUUUUUUUCCCAAGUGUAUUUAUGUUCGACAUGUUGAGACCCUGAGGACUUGUCUUGUGUUUUAUGUUUCUCAAGUGUAAUUUGGAUUUCUUUUUACAAAGUUAUAAUUUUCAAGCUUUGACCUUAUGAAUCA
Messenger RNA from Cucurbita pepo subsp. pepo (vegetable marrow), 1177 nucleotides. It is a transcript of the gene ZEU1, whose product is annotated as P-loop containing nucleoside triphosphate hydrolases superfamily protein. Gene Ontology annotation, molecular function: dTMP kinase activity; ATP binding; nucleoside diphosphate kinase activity. Gene Ontology annotation, biological process: dUDP biosynthetic process; dTTP biosynthetic process; dTDP biosynthetic process. Gene Ontology annotation, cellular component: mitochondrion; nucleus; cytosol. The record is from RefSeq and is a predicted model, not a curated record. Lineage: Eukaryota; Viridiplantae; Streptophyta; Magnoliopsida; Cucurbitales; Cucurbitaceae.